CAAAAAUCUACCCCAAAUAUGGAUAUAUGAAUAGUUGAGAUUGAUUUAUUCUUCCAGUAUUUUUUGACCUGUCAGUUUAAGCGUAUCGGAGGAUAGUACUCGGAUCACUGAAGUGUACAUUUGAACAUUCGGCAUAAGAUUUUUAAUAUCAACCGAUAUUACAGUUGACAACGAGCUGAGUCAAAAUGUCUUUGGAAAACAACGAACCCUCAGCUGGGUGCUCUCAAAUCGAAACGGCAUUCCAAAAUCUGAGUCUUGGGUCAGAUGAGCCUCCGAAGGAGAGUGAAAGCCCCAAACGAGAAGAGAACAAGGAAGUCAACCAAAAAACGGCGAAGUUACCGAAGAAGCAAAAAGGAAGUAAAUUUACCGCAGACUGGAAAGCGGAAUGGAAGACAACCGAACUGCGUAGCACCCGAUUGAUAACCCCUGAUUCUUUGGGGCCAGAAUCCACCGACAGUUCAAUGUUCGGGAUGAAAUUUGUUCAGCUCAACCAACCGGGACCGACAUUUAUGCUCUUGGUAAAAAACAAAUCCGCAGCGAGGAUUCUACUGCGAACCGUUACUCUGAUGACAGUCGACAAAACGUUGCUGGCUGUCCAUCCGGGUGGUGAGAAGAGCAUCAUGCUACGGGAUGACACUUGGAAUGGGACGGUCACAUUCCCCCCUCAGCAGCACGAGGACAUCGAACGAAUCGAGUUGCACGCUAUGGGAAUGGCAAUUGUUGGGGAUGAUAUCAAGUUUAUGCAUGAGAGAUCCAGCCUGAUCAGAAUCCCUGAAACGAUAAGGAGAACUUCGAUUCGACUAGUGGAUCUACCGGAGUUUGAGAUCCCGCCAACGAUAACAAGGUUGUAUUUCAACGAUUUCAAAAAUAAUGGCACCUUAGGACCAGAAGAAGUGCAACUGCUCGCUAGAGUGGAACAGUCGAUGGUACCGUUGCUGAGAUCGAGCGAAACUUAUAAACAGCAGUUAACCCUCCUCAACCAAAUCGAGGACGAACAUCAGAGUCUGCAAUUUUUGGGCUACAGUAUCAACUCUCCAAAAAUGGUUAAGUAUCGCGAGGACCUUAACCGAGUUUACUGCCUAUCGAUUCACCAAUUCCAUCAUCGGCCCGCAUUGCUUAAGGAAGGCGCAGAGGUUAAUGUUUUGGUAAGCAGUAAAGAGAUAUUCAGAGGAACCAUAGAUCGCAUAGAAAAUGAGAUAGUUUUCAUUGAAAUGGCUACGCCCAUAUUUGUGGAUGAAGUUGUAAGAAUCGAAUUUCGUUCCAACCGGACAUCGUAUAAACUCGAAUACAGUGCGAUUGAACUACUCGACGAGACAGUCAUCGACAAACUGUUUUUCCCCGAAACGAUUGGAGAGAGUAAACUGGAAACGUUCACAGAAUUUGAAUGGUUUCGUGAGAACAUAUCAUCGAACGAGGAACAGAUGCAGGCAGUGAAGAACAUCGUCAACCGCACCUCAUUUCCAGCGCCCUAUAUACUGUUCGGACCACCGGGGACCGGCAAAACUUCGACCCUGACGGAAGCGAUUUGUCAGGUUCUUAAGCUCCGCCCAAACUCUUGUGUAUUGGUAGCGACCGCAUCGAACUUUGCUGCCAAUGAAAUUGUCAACAGGUUGCUGACAUACAUUCCCUCCGAGCAAAUCUUUCGCAUCUUUGCUCAAUCAUGCGAGCGCAAGGCGCGAGAUAUUGGGGUGGAUGUGUUGGAUACGUCCAAUCUGAUCCGUGGAUCUUAUGUGCUUCCAAGCUACGAAGACAUAUAUAUGUCCAGAGUGGUAGUCUGUACCUUGACGACAGCCGGUCGACUUCCCCAGGCGGCUGUAUCACCUAACCAUUUCGACUAUAUCAUCGUGGAUGAAUGUGGUUGCGCGAAGGAGAUAUCAGUGCUGGUUGCUAUCGCUGGAAUCGGCACAGAAAAUACGGAUAUCAACGCACAAGUUGUUCUCGCGGGUGACCCAAAACAACUCGGGCCAGUUAUUCCCUACCGUUUUCUCCAAAACACUAGCCAUUCCACUUCCAUGCUGGAACGUAUGAUAGAACACGAGCUUUACCGUAAGGAUUCUUCCGGAAGCUAUAAUCCCUUGGUUAUAACGCAACUAAGGGAUAGCUUCCGUUGCCACAAAGCCUUAUUGGGAUUUUCAAACAUGACGUUCUACGAUAGUCAACUGAGAGCAAAAGCUCCCAAAGAGGUAGCAAAUUGGGCCCUUGGAUGGGGACGUCUUCCUAAUACUUCAUUUCCGUUGAUUUUUCACCCGAUUAAAGGGGAAAGCAAGAUGGACCUAAGCUCCCCCAGCUUGUACAAUGAGCCUGAAGCGAAUAUGGUUCUAAAUUACGUACAGAACUUGCUCAUCCGAGGGAUAAAUGGAGAUCGUGUCGAACAGAAAGAUAUUGGAGUAAUUUCGCCGUAUGCUCGGCAAGUCCUGUUCAUACGGAAACUAUGCAACGAGCGCGGUUGGAGGGAGAUCGAGGUCGGAUCCACAGAGCAAUACCAGGGUCGGGAAAAGCGUAUCAUAUUAAUUUCCACCGUUAGAUCCCAGUGCUCUACCGUUGGUUUCCUGGCCGAUGUCAAACGGAUGAAUGUGGCCCUCACGAGGGCACGUGCUCUCUUGAUCGUCGUUGGAGACCCAACAACGUUGGAGCGCAACACGCAUUGGAAGAAAUUCAUCGCGUAUUGUAGAAAAAAUAAAGCAGUUUUUAAAUUCGUUAAAAGGUCAAGAAAGCCAAUUACGCUCACUGUGAUACCAAAGAUUAUAGUUACUGAGGCUACACCCUAGGAGCUAGAUAGCGCUACUUAAAUUUCGCAUAGAUUUAUAUCUACAGCUAGUAUGAACAAUCAGGAAAAGUGAUGAAUAUUUUUUUAAUGAAAUUUUAAUAGUGGGAUACAGACGAUUACAAAAAAAAACAGACAUUAACGGUCGUAUAAUUCCUGACAAUAUAUGAAAAUAUAAGAAAAAAAGUAAAUAUUGAUUGUGAGCAUACAAAAGUUCAU
Molecule: messenger RNA, 2983 nt
Organism: Toxorhynchites rutilus septentrionalis
Lineage: Eukaryota; Metazoa; Arthropoda; Insecta; Diptera; Culicidae
Product: putative helicase MOV-10
Exons: 5
Coding region: 186-2768 (860 amino acids)
Biological process (GO): regulatory ncRNA-mediated post-transcriptional gene silencing
Cellular component (GO): P granule; cytosol
Molecular function (GO): 5'-3' RNA helicase activity; RNA binding
Source: RefSeq, a predicted model, not a curated record